Molecule: messenger RNA, 3464 nt
Organism: Tachysurus fulvidraco (yellow catfish)
Lineage: Eukaryota; Metazoa; Chordata; Actinopteri; Siluriformes; Bagridae
Gene: acad11
Product: acyl-CoA dehydrogenase family, member 11
Exons: 20
Coding region: 766-2742 (658 amino acids)
Cellular component (GO): mitochondrion
Molecular function (GO): flavin adenine dinucleotide binding; oxidoreductase activity, acting on the CH-CH group of donors
Source: RefSeq, a predicted model, not a curated record
CCAAUCCGACAUUUCUCAUCCAAACACCUAAUAAGAGCUUUGUACUCAGAAAGAAACCACAUGGAUCUUUGCUUCCUGGUGCGCAUAAGCCUGCUUUGCUCUUCGGAAAGUCCAAGCUCGUCAGCCCUUAGCUGCGGGUUUUCGUGAACCUCACAGACAAUACCCCUGUAGCACCUAAUCCCAGAUUAGUGCUGUGCUUUUUCUUUUUAUUCCUAGGACUUAAUAGGUGCCUAUCCAGGUCCCUGACCUGUCGACAGAUCCAGGUCUAAAUCCUGUCUUUACAGCCCUUUCUACACAGAGACAACCAAAAUAUAAUUAACUAUUCAACUCUAAUAAAGUUAACUAUGGUUUUCUGAAAGCUCUUACAACCUAACAAUUAAUUUCUUAAGUAAUAACUUAUUACGAAUAACAUGUUCUCACUUUCCACGCCUCCAAUUUCUCUGAUUCUGGCUUUGAGGCGGCUCACUGUGAACUCCCGAGUCCUCUCACGCUCAGAGCCAAUCAUGCGGUCAAGGUGAAGUUAACAGCCUCCAAGGUGCCUGCAGUAUGCCUCCUCAGGAGUUCCCAUAGCCAAUCCUCAAGCACGGAAUCCUGCCGACUAUGCCAACUUCUUGUGGAAGUUUUGAGAGAUGUAAAGUAUAAAGUGUCACUCUGGUGGAUAGGGAGUAUGUUGUCCAGAAGGCACUGCACUCCAUUGACUUUCCUGUUCCUCAGCCUUUACUUUACUGCUCGGACACACGUGUUAUUGGCACAGAGUUUUACAUCAUGGAGCAUGUUAAGGGCCGUAUAUUUCGAGACCCAAGGCUACCAGGCAUCAGUUCAGCAGAACGCAGCGCUCUGUAUGUAGCUGCAGUUGAGGUAUUAGCCAGACUUCACUCUGUUAACCUCACCAGACUUGGCCUAGUAGGAUAUGGGAAAGGGGCAGGUUAUGCCAAGAGGCAGGUGUCCACGUGGAUAAAGCAGUACAGAGCAUCUGCAAGCAAAACCAUUCCAGGUGUAGAUGAUCUUUAUGAUUGGCUGAGCAACAAUGUGCCACCCAUUGAUGAGCAAGUGACCCUAGUACAUGGUGAUUUUCGAAUUGACAACCUUAUAUUCCAUCCAUCAGAGGCUCGAAUACUAGCUGUAUUGGAUUGGGAAUUAUCCACAAUUGGGCAACCGCUUGCAGACUUGACUUACUUUCUUAUGCCCCAUUACUGCCCCUCCCAUCUUAAUAUGAUCUCUGUUCUUGGUGGAGUUACAGGGAUAGAAGGUAUCCCUUCAGCAGAAGACUUGAUCUCUAUUUACUGCCAAUGCUGUGGAAUCCCUUCUUCACUUCCACAUAAGAAUUUUUUUAUUGCCUUGGCCAUGUUUAAAAUGGCCUGCAUUGCACAGGGCAUUUAUGCAAGAUCUUUGCUGGGGAAUGCCAGUGCUCCUAAUGCAGCUCAGUUUGAAGAAAGCGUGGAACCUUUAGUUCACCUGGCUCUAAAGAUCGCUCACAGUUCUUCACUGGAUGUACAAGUUCCUGAUAGGUUAUUUCUCCAGUCAGCUAAAGGUUACAUUGUCCUCCAGCAAGUUAAAGAGUUUAUGAAACAACACAUACUGCCUACUCAGAAGGAAAUUACUGAGUACUAUAUCAAACACUGCGAUGGCCCUGAGAGAUGGCAAACACCUCCUGCACUGGAGGAACUGAAGGCAAAAGCUCGUGAGGCUGGGCUGUGGAAUCUGUUUUUGCAUGCAGUGAGUGGUCUAUCUCAGCUGGAUUACUCCUACAUAGCUGAGGAAACUGGACGAUGCUUCUACGCCUCUGAGGUCUUCAACUGCCAGGCUCCAGAUUCGGGGAACAUAGAGGUGCUGCACCUGUUUGGUUCUGAGGAGCAAAAAAAGCUCUGGCUAGAUCCCUUGCUGAGAGGAGAAAUACGAUCCUGCUUUUGCAUGACUGAGCCAGAUAUUGCCUCAAGUGAUGCGACUAACAUGGAGUGUACCAUGCAUAAGGAUAAAGACCACUAUGUCAUAAAUGGCAAGAAAUGGUGGAGCAGUGGUGCAGGCAACCCAAUGUGCAAGAUUGCCAUAGUGAUGUGCAAGAGCAAGGCAUCUGACAGUAUAAGGAGACAUGGUCAGCACAGUAUGAUUUUGGUUCCUAUGGACACACCUGGUGUGAGGAAGAUCCGACCUCUUACUGUGUUUGGGCAAGAUGAUGCAUGGCAUGGUGGCCAUUUUGAGUUAAACUUUGACAAUGUUCAUGUUCCUGCAACCAACAUUCUUCUGGGUGAGGGACGGGGGUUCGAGAUAGCUCAGGGACGGCUGGGCCCAGGUAGACUGCACCACUGCAUGAGGGCAGUUGGACUGGCAGAGCAUGCACUGGAGCUGCUUUGCCAAAGGUCCAGUAGCAGAAGCACCUUUGGCAAAAGACUGUACCAACAUGAGGUGGUGGCUCAUUGGAUAGCAGAGUGUCGCAUUGCUAUUGAGCAGGUGCGGCUAAUGGCUCUCCAUGCAGCUUAUAUACUCGACACACAGGGGAACAAGGCUGCGAGGAAACAGAUUGCAAUGAUAAAGGUAGCAGCUGGCAGGAUGGCUUGUAAGGUUGUGGACUGUGCUAUCCAAGUGCACGGAGGUGCAGGAGUGUCUGAUGACUUCCCCCUUGCACAAAUGUAUGCAUAUGCACGAACUCUUCGUCUAGCUGAUGGCCCUGAUGAGGUUCAUCUGUCCUCCAUCGCCCUAAUGGAGCUCCGGGAUCAGCUCGGACAGACAGCUGCUAAACUCUAAAUUAACCAGUACAUAAAACUUGAUUAAAUCAUAUUUUAAUUCACUUUACUCAAAUUAAUCAUCAUAAAACUAACAAUAAUAACUUGCAUUAAAGGUAUGAUAAUAAUGAGCUUGAUAAAGUGGGGUCAAAUAGUUUGAAAGCACUAUUUUUUUUUUAUUAAUUCAACAAUUUUAAGUAUACUGAUGGCAACGUGAGUGGGGGGAAAAAUUUAAAAAUAAAUAAAUAAAUAAAAUAAAUCCCUGUAUGUGUGUGUGCACUAUCCACCUUGUUUACAAACAAUUGUACACCCGCACAUUUAUGCAUUAUUUCUGAUUAACAGUGAUCUUUGUUGGUUGACCACAUCUGACAAGUGUAGCAAUGUUCUGUUACAGAAUCUGUCUAAAGAGUUUGGAUACCAAAGAUCUACAGUAAGAGAUGAUUUUGUAACCUUGUCCAGACAACGAGCAACUAUAACUCUAUCUGAUGUCCUCAGAACUCUCCCUUGUUUUUGCCAUGAACCACUUCCACAAGCAAGUGUCAUGUACAUCAUACUUUAAUACAUCUCUGUUGUUUAAAUAAACAGGGCACUCACAGACACCUGAUUGUCAUCCCAUUGAUUGAAAACAGAUGGACUCUAAUGUGACCUUGAAAUUAAAUACUAAUCCAAGAUCUUCAUAUAUUUUUGCUGCUCAGAUAUCUAAUACUGGAACAUUUUCUUGAAUAAAAAAAAUACCAAGUAUGA